Molecule: messenger RNA, 390 nt
Organism: Cylicocyclus nassatus
Lineage: Eukaryota; Metazoa; Nematoda; Chromadorea; Rhabditida; Strongylidae
Source: the annotation of a GenBank genome assembly
AUGGAUUCUGAAAGCAGCAAGAAGUUUUCACCUCAUGCAGUGGAGUACAAGGGAAAACUUUCCAAGGAAGCUGCGAAAUGUCAUUACUGCGGAAUGCAUCCAUGCGACAGAAUGUUUCGUUUAGUCGUAAAUGAGUCUGAAUCAGUGAUGGCGGUUCUACAGGCCAACAUAGACUUUCUAGCAAUGCCGAACAAUGCGGUUAAAGAGUUUGUGGAUCAGGUUCUGACCAGCUCUGGAACCCUUGCGUUAGGCUGCGCAAUGGAACACGCGACCGACGGCUUCGACUAUGUGCUUUGCGUCCUGUCCAGUACCUGCUAUGUGCAGGAAAAAGGAAGAGAUUCAGAAAAUGCAGUGCCGGAAAAAUGUAUACCGUUUUGCCGACGCCGUUGA